GUCAUCAUCGCAGAGCAAUUGGCAGCCAUUUUCAAACUCUGGUCGUGCUUUGUGGAGCUUUUGCGUGGUUUCCGUGUCACCACAGUUAUUUACAACUGACUAACUUGUAGACGUUUUUCUUACAAACAGUCAACACCUGGUGACCCCGGUUGCAUUUCUCAAAGCGUGUGUAAUUUGUUAGCGUUGUAGCAACGAGUUCUUUUACUUUCCGGUUCACAAUUAUUAGCCCCACCUUGGCUGCAAAAUGGCAGGCACGGCGAGACACGACAGAGAAAUGAAAAUGGAUGCAGAGAAAAAGCUCAGAACUGUCCAAGACCCAAUCGAAAAGCUGAGGUUGCAGUGUUUGGCCAGGGGUUCCAGCGGUAUUAAAGGUCUUGGAAGAGUUUUCAAAAUUAUGGAUGAUGAUGGCAACAAAACACUAAGCAUGGCCGAGUUCAAAAAAGGUCUCCGUGACUAUAAAUGUGAUGUACCUAAGGCCGAAAUGGAAGAAAUGUUUCAAGCUUUUGAUAAGGAUGGAAGUGGAACAAUUGACUUCGAUGAAUUUCUUGUGGAACUAAGGCCACCAAUGUCAACUGCUAGGAAAAAUGUCAUCUCUGAAGCCUUCCGAAAACUAGACAAAACAGGAGAUGGCGUAAUAACUAUAGAAGAUCUGAAAGGUGUCUAUAAUGUCAGCAAACAUGCCAAGUACAUGAACGGUGAAUGGACAGAAGAACAAGUGUUCCGAUCUUUCCUAGAUAGCUUUGAUACACCGAAUGAAGCAGAUGGCAAGGUCACCGAGGACGAGUUUCAGAACUAUUAUUGUGGUGUAAGUGCUUCCAUUGACUCCGACGUGUAUUUUAUUACUAUGAUGAAAAACGCCUGGAAAUUGAAUUAGAUAACUAAUGAAGAAUUUAUAAAUUACUAUUCUGGCGUGAGUGCCUCAAUAGACAGCGAUUGUUAUUUUAUUCUUAUGAUGAAGAAUGCUUGGAGGUUGUGAUUCUAUCAAAUGAAUGAUUGUAACUGUGGUUAUCAAGGAAAAUUCUUCUGUCAAUUGCAAAGACCUGGUAAAAAAAGGUUUCUGGUAGGCAUCAUACCUUGUAUGAGAAUAUUUUAUUGCCAAUAUCACAAUUAUUGGAUCCUGUCUAUAUAAACCAGAAUCUAAUUUUUUUUUUAUCACGUCUUUUCUUACUGUAUUUUUAUACCAACAUUUUAUUCUUUUUAUCCUUGUAAAAGCAUUUUUACUCAUGGCUGUAAUUGUAAUCGUUCCUGAAAUUAAUCUUGUGAUUUUAUCUGUGAUUUCUGUAUAUUUAUUCUUUUCACGUGCCAUAUUAGCCAAUCAUUGCUAUAAUAUUGAUUUAUAUAUUUUCAAUAGCAGCAUGAGAAAUCAGUAUAAGCUUGUUAGUAAAAGUAUUCCAAUUAUUAGGUGAACUGCAAAUCAAGUCAAUAAUUAGAAGAUAAAAUUUCAAUCAAAUAUAAAAUUAUAAAGAAAGUAAAUAAUAAUCAAUGAUCUAUGUAAUCUUGUAGAAAUAGUAGUUUAAGACAUUACACACGUCACUAAGUCCAAAUUGAAGUAGAUUUUCAAACAUGUUGCAUACUACUUUUUUUUCUCAGUGGAUGAAUUUAUCAACAACUUGAUGGUUUCGUUUAAAUUUGAUUUAUUUACCCAACAGAGCACUAUAACUACUAUGUAUAUCAUGGCAUUAUUGUACAUGGUGUGGUUUAAUUUUGAAAUCAUGUUUAUUAUUUAAACUGAAAAUAUGGCAAACAAGAUAGCUGCAACAGCUUCGUCUCGGCAGUCACUUUAAUGCAUUUUAUUACUUAAUACAAUUGCUCCAUCCAGAUUUCAGUAUUGGCUGCACAAUUUUUCUUAAAAUGUUUUGUUUUUCAAUGUCCCGUAACAUUUUUCAGUCCAGAAAAACCUACCAACUUGUCCAACAACAGAUGGUGUAUGCUUACCCUUCCAUUAUUGCAUAUUUGCCAAACAUUCAAUCUUUUAAAUUAUUGUUUAAUAUUUUGUCCAUAUUUCAGUUAACUGAAAUGUUAACCAAGUAAAAGCUGGGGCCUCCCUGUGUCCAUGUAGUUUUUACAUCAGUUUCAGUAUUACCGUUACUAGUAUGAUAUUGGUAAUGGUCGCAAUAGUCCUUUUGUCAACAUUGUACAUUUCAACUCUAUUUGGCACUACACUGAUUUUUCUUUUGUGCCUAAUUUAUACACCUUUUUUUAACUAAUUAUGGAGCAUAACAUUUCUUGUAGAAUUUGUAUUCCUGGCAACAAGUGAAUAGCGCCCUCUAUGCAUCAUGUAUUUGUUUUUUUGUAGAUGGCACUGUUCUAUAGAUUGUUACUGCUUUUGUCACUAUUUAAUUUAUACUUUUAUCAGUAGUGUGAAAAAGAACUUAAAUUCUAGGAGCAUUUUAGGGACUUGUUACUCUAAUUGUAAAUAUUUGUAAUUUAUAACUAUUUGUUGGUAAAAAAAAAGACUUCAAAUAGACUGGUGAUGAAAAUUAAAUUUAAAAAAUAAUCAGAUGUUUGUGUGUUCUUUGUCAUUUAUUUUAUUGCAUCUAUACAGUAAAUAAGUUGCGUGCUAGAUACAACAUGGUUACAGUAUACAACCAGCAUAAAGUGUAUGGGUUUAUGUGACAAGACAAUCAUGAUUACUUAUUGUGGGGUGUUUGGUUACUAGUUGAAAUAAAAUUCAUGGCUCAAUACACGGCCAGUUUUGUAACAAA
Molecule: messenger RNA, 2705 nt
Organism: Saccoglossus kowalevskii
Lineage: Eukaryota; Metazoa; Hemichordata; Enteropneusta; Harrimaniidae
Product: calcyphosin-like protein
Molecular function (GO): calcium ion binding
Source: RefSeq, a predicted model, not a curated record